This is a messenger RNA of Pocillopora damicornis (cauliflower coral), 858 nucleotides long. RefSeq names its product lactadherin-like. NCBI's taxonomy places the organism in Eukaryota, Metazoa, Cnidaria, Anthozoa, Scleractinia, Pocilloporidae. The record is from RefSeq and is a predicted model, not a curated record.
AUGACUGCACCCCUCACUAAAGGCGUCAUAGCAACUUACGUUGUGAUUAUUUUUUGGCAAGUACGUGUGUCAUUCUCUUCAGGCGCGCAAUGCCAAAACGUUACCUACUCCUCUCAAAAUCGCGUCUUGACAAAUCACGCGUUCGCCACCGAACCAUUCGCAACCAUCAAAUCUUGCGUGAUAUUCUGCAAAGAGAGGCCCCAAUGUAAAAGCAUAAACUAUUACCAAACAACAGAGACUUGUGAAAUGAAUACCAUGAACGCAGAGUUGUCCCCAGAGAAUAUGAUGGACUUUAAAACAGCCGUGUACAUGACGAUUGCUCCUUGUUACUAUGACAAGGAAUGUAGAAGUCAAGAGGAAAUAUGUCUGGUCCAAGAGGGCGGACGCAAAUGUAAAGCAUGCUUGAAUGAGGCUUUAGGUCUUGAAGAUGGAAGGAUUCCAGACUCAGCUUUUAAUGCUUCAUCAAUUGAGAACCAAAACACGCUUCCCCAUCUCGUUCGCCUAAACUCUGACAAGGCAUGGAGUGCAAGCCGUGGUGACAAUGAGCCGUGGGUUCAAGUUGACCUCGGAAAGGACGUGGUGAUCAGAAAAAUCGCUACCCAAGGGAAACAUGAUGCCUAUCAGCACACGAAGACUUACAUGCUUUCAUCGCGCGCUGACGGAGAAACUGACUGGGUUUUGUAUAAAGAGGAUAACGUUGAAAAGAUAUUUCAAGGUAAUGAUGAGGAUAAAGACACGGUGGUUUUCAAUGUGUUGUCACAGCACAUCAGGGCUCGCUUUGUAAGGCUUUGGCCGAAGACUACGAAAAAUGGCUACAAAACAAUGAGGGUAGAGCUUUACGGUUGUUUCCUUCAGUAA